Molecule: messenger RNA, 1038 nt
Organism: Camelina sativa (false flax)
Lineage: Eukaryota; Viridiplantae; Streptophyta; Magnoliopsida; Brassicales; Brassicaceae
Source: RefSeq, a predicted model, not a curated record
AUGGAGAAGCUAGCCAUUGAUAAAGAUGUGGAGUACCUUUUUGAAAAGAGCAACUUAACAAGGACAUCCGUUGUUGGGUCGUCUUUGGCAGAUUAUGUUGCUUCCAAGUCCGGACGUGUCAACACUGUGUUUGAGGAAGAAUUUAAACAUGUUGGCUUUGCGGUGGUGUUACUAGCAGCUAAUUCCGUCUCAAAGGCUUCAGUGACUUCGCCAACGGCAGUUCCAUGGGUAAAGAGUUUAUUGGCUGAGUUUACUGAUAUAUUUUCAUCUGAUUUACCAAAUGGGUUACCUUCCCUUCGUGAUAUUCAACAUCAGAUUGAUUUUGUUCCGGGAACCGGAGCAAUUGCCUCUAUUGCUUUCAAUAGCUUAGCGGUACCUGUUGUUGAUGGAAACUUGAUAAGAGUGCUUGCUAGACUAAAGGCCAUCUCAGCUAAUCCAAAAGACCGGCUUACAGCCAGGAAUUUUUGGAAACUAGCUGCCCAGCUAGUGGAUCCUUCACGUCCUGGAGAUUUCAACCAAUCUCUGAUGGAGCUUGGUGCUACUCUAUGUACUGUUUCAAAGCCAAGUUGCUCUUCUUGUCCUGUUUCCAGCCAAUGCCGUGCAUAUUCACUUUCCCUGGAGAAUAGAAUCAUUUCCAUGACAAAUUAUCCUACAAAAGUGGUCAAGGCCAAGCCAAGGUGCGACUUUUGUUCCGUAUGUGUUUUGGAAAUACUGAACCUGGAGAGAAACCAAUCAGGAGGUAGAUUUGUUCUUGUAAAGAGACCUGAAGAGGGUCUGCUUGCUGGUCUUUGGGAGUUCCCAUCUGUUAUAUUGGAUAAGGAAGCUGGUUUGGCAACAAGGAGGGACGCGAUCAACCUCUACCUUAAGGACGCAUUUCAAGUAGAACCCAAGAAAACAUGCACUACAGUUUCGGGAAAAGAACUUGGAGAAUUCGUCCACAUUUUUACACACAUACGUCGAAAAGUGUAUGUGGAGCUAUUAGUUGUACAACUGACAGGUGGAACAGAUAAUGCAUCUGUUGGAGAUUACUAUGCCUAG